CUUACUAAGUUUACUUAUUUUAUAUUAUAUAAAAAAGUAAAUAAUACUAAAGAAUUGGUAUAUAUUUUUUUUAAAAUAGUUAUUAUUAACCACGGUUUACUUAAAAAAAUAGUAUUUAAUAAAAAUAAGUUAUUUACUAUUAAGUUUUAA
Messenger RNA from Colletotrichum orchidophilum, 150 nucleotides. RefSeq lists its product as uncharacterized. The annotation marks the transcript as partial. The record is from RefSeq and is a predicted model, not a curated record. The transcript has a single exon. Lineage: Eukaryota; Fungi; Ascomycota; Sordariomycetes; Glomerellales; Glomerellaceae.